AUGGAUUUAGCUUCCCCAUCAACUAACCCCACCUAUUCAAGCCCUGUAAUCACCAGCCCCACUAUCGGCACCACCACCAGCAGCAGCAGCCCCAUUACAAACACCACAGCCACCACAACCGUAGCCGCAACCACAUCCCCGUCUUCCACUCCAAGUCGCUAUGAGAACCAAAAGAGAAGGGACUGGAACACUUUCUGCCAGUACCUUAGAAACCACAGGCCUCCUUUAUCACUCCCUAUGUGCAGCGGAGCCCAUGUUCUUGAAUUCUUAAGGUACCUAGACCAAUUUGGCAAAACCAAAGUCCACAACCAUACUUGUCCUUUCUUUGGCCUCCCUAAUCCACCCGCACCAUGCCCGUGCCCUCUCCGGCAAGCAUGGGGAAGCCUUGAUGCACUCAUUGGAAGGCUCAGAGCUGCCUAUGAGGAGCAUGGAGGGAGGCCUGAAGGAAACCCAUUUGGUGCAAGAGCAGUGAGGAUCUACUUAAGGGAGGUUAGGGAUUUUCAGGCUAAAGCAAGAGGAGUUAGCUAUGAGAAGAAGAGAAAAGGCCCAAACCAAAGGUAA
Molecule: messenger RNA, 561 nt
Organism: Dovyalis caffra
Lineage: Eukaryota; Viridiplantae; Streptophyta; Magnoliopsida; Malpighiales; Salicaceae
Source: the annotation of a GenBank genome assembly